AUGAUGCAGGGCCUAAAGUCUCGAGAAGACCCACAACUUUCCAGAACUCCAGCUGGCAGCCAAGCAGGAUACCCUAAGAAACUUCAAAUAGCACUAGAUGCCUACAUGUUGGAGUACCUUGACAAGUAUUAUACAUAAAAGGGAAGGCAUCAGGCUGUGGAAAUGGCAGGCUGCAUGACAAGGAAUCUUAGAGACAUGCAGGCAUUCCUAGGUGUUCAGGUGACCAGGAAUGUGGACUACAGCACUAUGGGCAUGACUCAGAGACCAUGGUGUGGUGUUCGAAUAGCAAACUACCAGCUCUUUCCAGGAGAGCCCAAAUGGGAAAAGAAUACGUUGAUGCUAGGUUAUUUUUCCUUCCAGAAAGAGGUGCCUCAGUAUUCAUUAAGGAUAGAGUUUCUGAAACCCUAUGUGGUGGGGGUUUCUUUCUCUUUCUUCUGCUAUUAUUUGCUACAUCAUCGUGACUCUUAUCCCUUUGAUGGCCCACAUGGGACCCUGGCACAUGCUUUUGCCCGUGAAGGAUUGGGAAGGGACAAUCAUUUUGACAGCACAGAGACGUGGACCAUGGGAACAAAUGGAGUUAAUUUAUUCACUGUUGCUGCCCAUGAAUUUGGACAUGCUCUGGGCCUCAGCCAUCCCACUGUUCCAUCUGCUUUGAUGUAUCCUAGUUACACAUACUAGUCUCCAUUUGGAUUUUGUUUGCCAAAGGAAGAUGUGAAAGGGAUCCAAGCAUUGUAUGGGAACACAAAGUUGAAGCUGGCAAGGAAGUCACUGCAUGUGCCAUUCAUCAAAGCACAGCCAUCUACAAUACUGCAAGGCUCAUUGACCAUUCCUUCCUUUCCUCAGCUCAUGUUAAAUGUUGUUGCUGCUGCUUAUGAAGUUCCUGAGAGGGGUUUGGUUUAUUUUUUCAAAGGCCCUCAUUACUGGGUAACUCAAGGAUUUCAGAUGCAGAGCCUCCCUUACACCAUCUCUGACUUAGGGUUUUCCAAAAAAAUGCAGCACACUGUUGCAGUGGACUACCUAAAGGCUGAAAAGGAGAUGCUCUUCUUUGAUGAAAAGAAAAGAAAGAUGGGAAAAGACUAUUCAAAAAGUAUUCAUAAAGAGUUCAGAGGAAUCAGUAGCAAAGUAGAUGCAGCACUGGAAGUGAAUGGAUUUAUUUACUUCUUUUCUGGUCCAAAAGCCUAUAAAUAUGACAGAGAGAAGGAAAAUGUGAUUAAUAUUGUGAAAACCAGUUCCUAG
Aptenodytes forsteri (emperor penguin) is the source of this 1236-nucleotide messenger RNA. It is a transcript of the gene MMP20, whose product is annotated as matrix metallopeptidase 20. Gene Ontology annotation, cellular component: extracellular matrix. The record is from RefSeq and is a predicted model, not a curated record. Lineage: Eukaryota; Metazoa; Chordata; Aves; Sphenisciformes; Spheniscidae. Gene Ontology annotation, biological process: amelogenesis; extracellular matrix organization; collagen catabolic process. Gene Ontology annotation, molecular function: zinc ion binding; metalloendopeptidase activity.